GUUUCGAAGGAACACCGUGCUUCUCCGUACGAUUUCGAGUAAAUGGCACGAAACAAUUACGUUACAUGGUUUCACUCGAAAGGACAACCAUAAUUGCACGGAUCCGUAAUCCUCUCGAUUAUGCAAACGAAAGCACUCUUAAUUUCUACGUAUUAUUAAUUUAUUAAUUUAGAGAAAGUAGCAGGGGUUCGUAGAAAUUUUAAUACGAAAAAAAAAUCUGUUACCAUUUUUUCUAUGUGUUGCAGACUAAGGAUGAGUGUCUCGAGCUAUAAAUUUACUAAAUUAGUAGAACGUAACGUUAAACGAUCGAGCAGCGUCAUUAGAACUAUAGAAACCUUGGCGACGGAAAUCGAAGAGCAAGAUUGGUCGCGUUGUCGCCCUUACGCUGAAAUCCCUGGACCCAAACCAAUACCAUUUUUGGGCAAUACGUGGCGUUUUAUACCGUUCAUAGGUGACUUUAAGAUUCAGACAGUGGAUCAAGUAUCGAAGAGAUUAUAUAAAGAAUAUGGGGAUAUCGUCAAAAUAGAAAGUCUGUUAGGUAGACCAGAUAUGGUGUUCAUCUAUGAUGCGAAUGAAAUCGAGCGUAUCUUUAGACAAGAGGAGAAAAUGCCAUAUAGACCUUCGAUGCCGUCAUUAAAUUAUUACAAACACGUAUUCAGAAAGGAAUUCUUCAGACAUAACGCUGGUGUAAUCGCCGUACAUGGUGAGAGUUGGUAUAACUUCCGGAGCAAAGUGCAACAAGUAAUGUUACAACCACGAACAGCGAAAAUGUACAUUAGCGCUAUUGAGGAGUCGAGCUUGGCAUUUCUUCAAAGCUAUUGCGCGCAUAGCAUUGGACGUUCGAUUGGGUUGUUUGGAUGAUGAUGCCAAUGCGGAAACUCAGAAAUUAAUCGACGCGGUUACAACAUUUUUCAAGAAUGUGGGAAUACUGGAAUUGAAGAUUCCAUUCUGGAAAUUAUUUAAUACGCCUACAUGGUUACAAUAUGUGAAUGCUCUGGAUACUAUCGUAAACAUAACGUCUAAAUACACAGCAGCCGCUCUUUUAAAGAUAAAAGAAGUAAAAAAAUUAGACAAGGAACCGUCUCUUCUACAAAAAGUGUUGGCUUUAGAAAACGACGCUAAGUUAGCUACUAUACUUUCACUUGAUUUAUUCUUAGUUGGCAUUGAUACAACUUCCAGCGCGGUAGCAUCAACUUUGUAUCAAUUAGUUUUGCAUCCUGAGAAGCAAGAUCUUGCUUAUGAGGAAGUGUGCAAUGUGCUUCCGAAUAAAGACAUGCAGCUGAGUGGGAAUCACUUGGAUAAACUGAAAUACUUGAAGGCGUGCAUUAAAGAAACUCUCAGGUACAGGUGGUUUUUCAACAUUACGUGAUAAGUAAUCUUGACAAGUACUUUCCACGCAGCGAGGAAUUUCUUCCAGAAAGAUGGUUGCAAAAUGAUGGUGUGUAUCACAACUUUGCGUCACUUCCUUUCGGUUACGGAAGAAGAAUGUGCCUUGGUCGACGUUUUGCCGAACUUGAGAUGCUCGUUGUUAUUAGUAAGAUUUUGCAACGUUACAAAAUAGAAUAUCAUCAUGAGAAAUUAGAGUAUUACAUUAAUCCUAUGUAUACACCUAAAGGACCGUUAAAUUUCAAAUUUAUUGAUAGAUAAUGAUUUUUAAAUGUACAAAUCAUGACUACCUUUGGAGCACUUUAAAUUUGAGUUCCCCGUCAGGAGCAUACAUAAACGUAACUUUGUACUUAAGUGGUUUAUGAUGGUAUUCCAACUUGUAAGAUCUUAUCAG
Heterotrigona itama is the source of this 1780-nucleotide messenger RNA. Lineage: Eukaryota; Metazoa; Arthropoda; Insecta; Hymenoptera; Apidae. The record is from the annotation of a GenBank genome assembly.